Molecule: messenger RNA, 1809 nt
Organism: Drosophila mojavensis
Lineage: Eukaryota; Metazoa; Arthropoda; Insecta; Diptera; Drosophilidae
Product: serine/threonine-protein kinase MARK1
Exons: 7
Coding region: 362-1738 (458 amino acids)
Biological process (GO): microtubule cytoskeleton organization; intracellular signal transduction; protein phosphorylation
Cellular component (GO): cytoplasm
Molecular function (GO): tau-protein kinase activity; protein serine/threonine kinase activity; ATP binding
Source: RefSeq, a predicted model, not a curated record
GCGCAGAGACAGAGACAGCAGCAAAACGGCAGCCGUGGAUAUCAAUACGUUGCGCAGUUCAGCUACUGUGAAAGCGACGCAGUUGACGCCGCUGUCGACGCCGCUGCCGCCGCUGACGAUUUGUCAGCCGCCAGCACCAACGCCGCCUUAUCAGCGGCUGACCACAGCGUUGCAAUGCGAUCCCAGAUGUGGACACGAGGUAACAAUUGGCCGUCGCAUUGGCCUCUACAGAUUCUGUGGCGACAUCGGACGCGGCAACUUCUCCAAAGUCAAGCUGGCCGUGCACCAGUUGACACGAGACAAGGUUGCCAUCAAGGUAGUUGACUUGGAUCGAGCUGGCCUCGAUGCCAAGGCUCUGCGCAUGCUAUCGAGCGAGAUAGCGACGCUCGAGUGUGUUCAUCAUCCCAACAUAUUGAGGCUCUUUGAGGUGGUUGAGACGCUGGGUCGUGUUUAUCUGGUCACAGAGUGGAUACGCGGUGGGGAGCUGUAUAAUCACAUCACCCAAGGUGGCCCGCUGCGCGAGAUACACGCUGCGCCGCUCUUCAAGCAGCUGCUGCUCGCCGUCAAGCACAUGCAUAGCUUGGGCUAUGUGCAUCGCGACAUCAAGGCGGAGAAUGUGCUGCUGCUCUCGGAGGAUCGCCUCAAGCUAGCGGACUUUGGUUUCAGCACACAGCUCAUCAAUGGUGCCAAUCAGAAGCUAGACACAUUUUGUGGCUCGCCGCCCUAUGCGGCACCGGAGCUCUUUUCCGACGACCAUUACAUAGGCGCUCCCGUCGAUGUCUGGGCUCUGGGCAUUUUGCUCUACUUUAUGGUCGUCGGCAAUAUGCCAUUUCGUGCACCCACCAUACCGGGCCUCAAGGCAGCCAUACUCAAGGGCGACUAUCUGCUGCCUGGCCAGCUAAGCUUGCCCUGCAUAAGACUAAUUCAGCGAAUCUUAAUCCAUGUGCCCGCCCAGCGGCCCACCAUAGACGACAUACUGAACAGUCAGUUUGUAACGUGCCCCAAGCUGAGCGCUGAGCUGAUGCAGCUCGAAUUGAAUUUGCAUAGCAAGCCGGCCAAGCGCUCCGUAUUCUGGGUGCGCAAGUCGCAGCGGCUGCGGAAGAGCGCCUCGUUGCGGGAGCGGUACGCGGAGGUGGUGAAGAAGCCGGCGAUUAGCAUGAAUACAAGGCAGCAGGAUGAGCUGUUUACGCACAGUUUUCUGCAUCCCAUCGAUCUGGGCCACGAGCAGGCAGCCGCCGGGAUACAUGCCAAGGAGCUGGAGGCGAACGGCGAGCCGGCCAAGCGCAAUGGGCCCGGGCGGCGGUAUCUCUUCUGCGGCACUUUGAAGAAAAAGAUAACGCCCAUUGAAACGGAGCCGGAGAAGCAGCUCUCGAACGGCGGGCCGACGGCCAAGCUCAGCCAGUGGAGCAUCGAGGUGGCCGACGAUUGUCCGCUCUUCAAGAACUACGACGCCGAGACGGGCAGCUGUGUGAUGCUGCCCACCAAUACGGACGAUCUCAGCCAGCUGUGCCCCCUGGAGUUCGAGGCCAGGCAGCUGCUCGCCGAGCUGGGCGUCACCUCCCAAAUGCUAAUAGCAGCCACGCCCAGCGGCCCGAGAUCCGACAUCAUUGGCGCCUAUCGCAUCAUAGUCAACCGGCUGCAGAAGCAAUCCUGGCUGGCGCGCAAGCACGUGGAGAUGGCGCUGCAAAUGGAGCCAAAGCCGGAGAAGCGCAUCGAACGCCAAUGCUGCAUACUGUAGACAGCUUCAAUUAAAUUUAACAAUUAAUUAUAAUAUUUAAUGCAUAAUGACUAACGAUUAAUGACUAAUGA